AGUGAAAUUCGCGCGCGGACGAGUAUCGGGAGUGUCGAAUUAAGAGACGGGCGACCAUUUCAGUGCAUCGGUCAAUCCGCUCGAGUAUGAUUAAACUCGAUGACGUUUGAUACUUAUAAUCGGUUAUCGCAUCAGGUCAAUAACACGAAGUCAAGCGGGCGCUUUUGGUUCGACGAGACUAAUACUUGAAGAUUCGACGCUUACAUCAUAUUCUCGUCCUUCGGUAAAUCUCCGCCAUUUAUCUGUGCUAGCGCGCAAUAUUGCGUCAAACUCGCUAUUACGAGAUACUAUCAAAGAACGUCGGCCUUGGUUAGCAUUUUUUUACUACCAUCAUUGCCGUCUAGAGAAUAUUAGAAAGCGUUAAUAGUGUCGACUGUUGUGAUCGUCCGACAUAUAUUGGGAGAAUCAGAUUACAUCAUAUAAUCAUAAAUUAUUGUAUAGAUUAAUCGUCCAAAUAUUGGAAGUCCUCUGUGAAGCAGCUGAGUCUUGAAUAAAAUCUAGCCAACAUUCAGUGGCUCUCAUUCGACAUUAAAAUUUCGCGCGGUUUUUUCAUCGCUUACGCGCGUAGUGCGAACGCACCUAUAACGCGACACGCCGCCAACAGAGCGCGCCACGUCGGAAUUCAGGGCGGUUUUCGACGACAGUCAGUCUCGGCGGCGGCGGCGUUCGGUAGGCAGUUAGGCAAGCAGGCAGUCGGUGGUUACGAGAGCGACAUGUUGGAGAUCUGUGUGAUUGUGCGCGUGGCGGGCGAUCUCUAACGCGCGAUCCCGUGCGUUUCGCGGUGCUGUGCGGUGCGUGUGUACAAUCACGGUGCGGCCAGGUGCACGAGUGAGGAAGCGCACGUCGCGUUACAUGUGAAGUGUCCCGGGGAUACAUUCGUCAUCGUGCCUGCUGGUUUUCCCGGCCCAGCAAACAUGAGCUGGGGCACGGAGCUCUGGGACCAGUUCGAAAAUCUGUCCCUGCACACGCAGAAAGGGAUAGAGUUCCUCGAGAGAUAUGGCCACUUCGUACGUGAUCGUUGCGCUAUCGAGGUGGAAUAUGCGGCAAAACUCAGACGUCUCGUGAAGAGCUAUCAACCGAAGAAGAAGGAAGAAGAGGAUUAUCAGUAUAGUCCUUGCCGGGCAUUCAAAAUGGAAUUAAACGAAGUUAACGAUCAGGCCGGUCAAAGGGAGGUGAUCGCGGAGAAUCUUCAGGCUAACGUCCUACGGGAGUUGAACAUCUUGGUGAAGGAUUUCAAGGAGGAUCGUAAGAAACAUUUGCAGGAAGGCGCACGACUGAUGGCUACUUUAGCCGGCCAGAUCGGCAACCUGGAACGCGCUAGGAAGGCUUACGAGAAGGCCUUUCGCGAGGCGGAACGCGCUGUCGAAAACUAUCAACGAGCAGACGCAGAUCUUAAUCUCUCGAGAGCAGAAGUCGAAAAACAGAGGAUGAACAUGACCCUGAAGACUCAGCAGAGCGAGGAGGCUAAAACAGAGUACGCUAAUCAGCUGCAGAAGACGAAUGAUAUGCAGACGUUGCAUUACCACACAGCGAUGCCGGAAGUGUUCCAGCACCUUCAGGAAUUGGAUGAAAAAAGGAUAAAGAACAUGCGAAACUACAUGAUGAAGUCGGUCGAAAUCGAGCGGGCGGUAGCACCAAUAAUUGCUCAAUGUCUUGAUGGCAUCGAAAAGGCAGCGAACGAGAUCAAUGAAAAAGAGGACACGAUGCUAGUGAUCGAACGCUACAAAAGCGGUUUCCAGCCGCCUGGCGACUUCCCCUUCGAGGAUCUGUCAGUCGCCAAAAACUACGACAGCAAUAGCCAACUAGCCCAGCCGGUCAUGCAGCCAAUUCACAAUCACCUCACAGUCAAAGGUACUGUCUCUGGUGGCAAAAUCAAGAAGAGGGUAGGCCUCUUCGGGAUCUUCAGCAGUAAUAAGAAGUUGAUCGAGGUGUGCAUAGCUUUAAAGAAUAACGUUCCUGGCUACGGUGACGGCGCUAAGGAGGACUGCAGCGAUCUGCCACCGAAUCAGCGAAAGAAAAGACUGCAACAGAGAUUGGACGAAAUCCAGGCGAAGAUCCAACAAGAGACCGCAGCGAGAGACGGUCUGAUGAAAAUGAAAGGCGUAUACGAACAGAAUCCCGCCCUCGGAGACCCGAUGAGCAUAGAGGGACAAUUAAACCAGUCUAGCAAUAAGCUGGACAAACUCGGAGCUGAGUUGGCAAAAUUUCAAGGCUACCUCGAAGAAGCAAUGCGCGCUGGCGUCAGUUUGUCUAGCCCAAGUCAAGCACCGCGAAAACCCACUAGUAAUGGCUCGGCAACGAGACCGUUAAGUUCACGAAGAUCCAGUCACUCGGGUGGUGAAGAGAGCCUUUCGAGGUCCGCUUCGGACUCGAGCGUCAGCAACGUGAACGCGAACCAGCCUGUUCACAAAAAAAGUGCACCGGGCACACCACAGCCGACACAUGGUUCCACGAACAGCCCGGAAUCUGGCCUCGGCGAAUCGAGAACGUCGCUACCCGGUAGCGGUGGUGAGGAGUAUUACGUUGACGAAGUGGAUGCGCAACCGCCACUGGGAACAUGUCGGGCGCUGUAUCCUUUCGACGCGACUAGUGAAGGUUCUAUACCAAUGUAUGACGGCGAAGAACUAUACAUGAUCGAGCUGGACCAGGGAGACGGCUGGACCAGAGUUCGACGCAUUUCACAACCAAUCGAGGGCUUCGUACCGACUUCGUACAUCGAGUGUCAUCUGUACAACACUUAGCCGCUUCUCCUUGAACGUUGAAAGAACAGCGCAUAGGGCGGAACCGCUUGAAAGAGAUUAUUGUCGUGGGCCCGUAAUAUUUGGCGCCAUCGCAGACUCGAGAGUCGUGUGUUAGUUAAAUUUCGCACGGGAUAUUAGACGUGUCAACAAGUAAAUAGCAGGCCUAAGCGAAAGCAAUGUAUUUGAGUAACGUGCUCAAAAUACUCAGAGGAAGAACUCGUAGGAUCUCAUCAAGAAUUCUUGAAAACGCAAAUAAAAAUUCGCAAAUCUUGCGAGCGAUUUGUACAACCCACAAUCGUGAAUCUUAAAAUCUUUGAACAAUUAAAAGUUUUUUGAUAAUUUGUUUAGACGUAUAAAAAUUCGCAAACUAUUGGUUUCCAAAAUCUGUAAAUUUCGGAAUACUUUUUAAACGAAAUACGUAAAAGAAAGAAACUCUGCUUAUUGGUUCAAGCUUGCCUGUACUCGCAACAUUGAGAAUCAGAAAGUCCGCCGAAGCGCGCAAUUUAAGAUUCACGAUCUGUAGAAAGUGUCACGCGAUAACAUUCUUGAUGUAAUCGCGUUCACUGACCAAUAUAACACGCGUAAAUUAUCUCCAACACACGUCUCUCCAGAUUCCUGAUUAAUCAGGAAUGAAAGAAUGAUAUGCGAACAAAAUGUCCCGCUUUGUGAUCAAUCAAUAUAAGCGUAAUAGCGGUAGAAUCGAGCUCAUUCUUGGGCUUACUAGAUCCUUAAGGAAAUUAAGCCCUUGUCAGGAUUUAUUAAGGUGCCGUGGCCUUCGUUCUAUAUGAAGCCAAUUAACAAUUGUAGUCUGUUAAAUAGUAAUUAUUCUAUCGAUUAUCUGUUAAAUAGGUGUUAUUAAUGGAGAAUGUAUUAUUUAAAGUUUUACUCUACUAUUUUCUCUUGUUCUAAUUAUAUGUUGUUUUAGAAAGGGUUGCGGCAGUCCUACAGCCCUUCCCGCUUCUCUCAUUCCGAAAUUAUUAGUUAAUAUUAAUGGCUGUUGAUUCUUUAUUAAUAAUUUGAAAAAGUUUGAAGCGAUAAUUCAUUUUGCGUUAUUAUUUAUCGCGCGAAUAAUGGACCACAUGGUUCUGUAUCUUACAUUUAGUUUGUGAUUCGAAGCUAUCGACUAAUAAUAAUAGUUAUCGUAUUAAACUCAAGAAAAUUUUUGUUUUGUAUUUACGAUUAUUAUAUUAUCACUCAGACUGUAUAUUACGUUUUAACAUGUAAAUAUGUCCCUUUUUUUAUUCUGAAGUAUUCUUUUGUACGAAGGACUGCGGCAGCUCUGCAUAUCCAUCUAUGGCAGAAAACUUGUAAAAUUCUAGACAAGGGUUUAAUUUAUACAUCUGUACGAUAGCAUUAUGUCCAUCAUAUGCAGAUUCAGUUGUACGCAUUUAAAACUUUUAACCCUUGAGCAGAUACAUAAGUGAGACAGAUAAAAUUGUUAAUUGGAGCGAUUAUUAGUUACAAUCGCGAUUAGAACUAGGUACUGAAUUAUAAUUUUAAUCAUAAUUGAAAUAAUAAAUUUUUUAGAAAAGUUAAUCUCGAAUGAAAUUUAAAAAAAUUACAACGCGCAAUAUUCUUAUCUUUCUUAAAGUCUGUACACACGGUUUUGGACAUAUCUGGGUUGGUUUCAAUAUGGCUUCUAUUUUUUCUCAAUGCAGUUUGGAACCAAUGGCUCAAUGAGAGAACUUAACUAGUAAUAAUAAAUCAAAGAAGUUUUCUCAUUAGACUAUUGCAUUCCAAGCUGCAUCGAAAAAGAAAAUAUUCAAACUAUAUUGAAACUAGUGUACAGAUUUUUCAUUACUUCUGCAAUUGCGGCGAUGCGUCUGCUUAAGGAUUAAAGCACGAAAUCUCCGAAGAACUCGACUGAGACGUCGUCAAGCUGUCCUUGACUCGCAGCUUCUCAAAACGUGUUCUCUUCGCGUAGCUGUACACGAACGAAAUAUUUACGACCCCGUUAAAGAAAGUAAACUAUCUUAGUAUUAAUAAUCGCAUCCCGCCUACUCGUCACUCGUAAAUUUAUCGUGACUGCUGUAACCGUCGCCGCACCGAAGUUUUAUCGUUCUUUUAUAAACUUGAUUCGACGUCGUAAAAGGCAACUGAUUGUUUCGCGAAUGGCCCACUGUCACGCUGAGAGAACAAGAGACUGACAUUUGCUAGAGUUUCAUCAUACUCGUUAUCCGAAAUCUUGCACUCGUGCUUGUAAUCAAAAUUGCGAGAUAUGAUGAAAUUUUGGAAAUCAAAAGUGUGAAAUUAAGAUUCGAUUAAAUAAUUUUAAUCGACUUAUUUGGAAGCUAGAAUUUGCGGAAAAUUAUCAAAUUCCGUGAAGAAAAAUAUUAAUACAUUAUAUGUUCAUAUAUAUUAGAGUUGUGAGACCGAGAACCUUUAGAGCGGACAAUCCUCGCGGAUCCGUUGACAAUGGCAUCGAGAGUUUUACCUUUACAUUCACCAAUUCGGUGCGACGAAAAGUGAGCCGUUCCGGCGGAACAGUCCGGUGUGCCAUGUUUAUGAAGUUGACUGAAUGUGAAUCUAGUUAGUGAUAGACUUAUGUAAAUAUUGCCAGGAAUGCGGGAGCGGGAAAACGAAGCGAGUGGCCACUGAGCGUGCGAGUGCCAGAAUCGAUAUUAAGCUGCGCAGAACUCGCUUUCGUCACGGGUAGAAUCGUAAGCAAAAUGUCUCUGAGAAAAUUCGCGACGUCUGAAAUUCUGAAUUCAGAUAUUCGAUAUAAGGGAGAUUCGCGCGAACGCAAAAACCUGCCACGUUCGUCCUAAUUUUGCGAAAUCUGGGAAUCGUGUAAUCGUACUUUCUCGCGCAUUGACAAACUGUAUAUGUAUAUAUUAUAUAUAUAGAUAUAUAUAUAUAUAUAUAUAUAUAUAUUCGAUCGACAAAACAGGCGUAGCUUCACUACAGCUAAAAGUAUAAAAGUACAUAAAUGAACAUGAUCAAUAGUUUAUCUACACUCUCACACACACACACACACACACACACACACAUACACAAACCCUUCCUGCUUUUCGUCGCGACUGCUUCCGGUUCGUUAACGACGAAAGCAAGUGAAAUGCUCGGUAAUUAUGUUAAGACAAUGAAAUGAAAUAAUGGGCCACUGUGUGCCCUCACGUUUAACUGUGUCUGUUCUAUGUAUAUUUUGUGAUUUUCUAUACACGAACAAGUAUUGUAGAUAACUAAUUCUGCGAUUCAUUAUACUUUAUUAUUAUUUUUAUUAUUAUUACACUAUUAUCAUUAUUAUUAAUAUUGAGAAAAUAUAGGUACUAAACCAAUGUAGCUCUUUCAGACAUGUUAA
Messenger RNA from Odontomachus brunneus, 6039 nucleotides. RefSeq names its product formin-binding protein 1-like (gene Cip4). The transcript has 11 exons. Gene Ontology annotation, molecular function: protein binding. The coding region runs from base 915 to 2741 and encodes 608 amino acids. NCBI's taxonomy places the organism in Eukaryota, Metazoa, Arthropoda, Insecta, Hymenoptera, Formicidae. The record is from RefSeq and is a predicted model, not a curated record. Gene Ontology annotation, biological process: signal transduction.